Messenger RNA from Cucurbita pepo subsp. pepo (vegetable marrow), 771 nucleotides. The record is from RefSeq and is a predicted model, not a curated record. Lineage: Eukaryota; Viridiplantae; Streptophyta; Magnoliopsida; Cucurbitales; Cucurbitaceae.
AUGGGGGAUAUAUCAUUGGAAGAUGUUAAGAACGAGAACGUUGAUCUAGAACGGAUUCCUGUGGAGGAAGUUUUUGAUCAGUUGAAAUGCACGAAGGAAGGAUUGAGUACAGCAGAAGGAGAAAAAAGACUCCAAAUUUUUGGGCCUAACAAGCUUGAAGAGAAGCAAGAGAGCAAGUUUUUGAAGUUCUUGGGAUUCAUGUGGAAUCCUCUGUCAUGGGUCAUGGAAUGUGCGGCAAUCAUGGCCAUCGUCCUGGCCAAUGGAGGAGGGAGACCACCAGAUUGGCAAGACUUUGUUGGUAUCGUUGUCUUGUUGAUCAUUAAUUCUACCAUCAGCUUCAUUGAAGAGAACAAUGCUGGUAAUGCAGCUGCUGCUCUCAUGGCUGGUCUUGCCCCUAAAACUAAGGUUCUAAGAGAUGGGAAGUGGAAAGAAGAGGAGGCAGCGAUUCUGGUUCCAGGAGAUGUGAUUAGUGUCAAAUUGGGAGAUAUUAUCCCGGCCGACGCACGUCUCCUCGAUGGCGACCCUUUAAAGAUUGAUCAGUCUGCUCUUACUGGUGAAUCUUUGCCUGUCACCAAGUAUCCUGGGGAUGAAGUGUUCUCUGGGUCAACUUGUAAGCAAGGUGAGAUUGAAGCUGUUGUCAUUGCCACUGGUGUGCAUACCUUCUUUGGAAAGGCAGCUCAUCUUGUGGACAGCACCAACCAAGUUGGUCAUUUCCAAAAGGUAAAAGAAAGCUUCAGUUCCUGCAUAACCAAGUUCUUGGGGUUCCUUUGA